Zophobas morio is the source of this 3372-nucleotide messenger RNA. Its product is annotated as pyridoxal-dependent decarboxylase domain-containing protein 1. The record is from RefSeq and is a predicted model, not a curated record. The transcript is spliced from 9 exons. Gene Ontology annotation, molecular function: pyridoxal phosphate binding; carbon-carbon lyase activity. Gene Ontology annotation, biological process: carboxylic acid metabolic process. Gene Ontology annotation, cellular component: intracellular membrane-bounded organelle. The coding region runs from base 440 to 2845 and encodes 801 amino acids. NCBI's taxonomy places the organism in Eukaryota, Metazoa, Arthropoda, Insecta, Coleoptera, Tenebrionidae.
AAGUGUUCAAACACCACUUUUCGUUUAAAACGUUUAAAAAAAUAAGCAACUAUCGUGCGCACUGAACUUUUAAAUAAAUUUAAAUACACUUUGAUAAAAUCCAGGCUUAAAACUUAAAAUUGUUAUUAGCAGAAAUGCCUCCCACAAAUCAAUAAAACAUUGCCAACAGUAACGAGCUUUCACUAAUUGGUAAUUUUAUGGCUUGAACAAUAGAACAAACCCUCGCGUGUUUUUCCAUGCAUUAACAACGCAAAAAUAAAAAUGAUUUACGACUUGUGUCACAGCAAUUGUAAGUGAGGUUAUAUUUCCAGUCGUCACCGCCUCCAGUCCACCUCCACCGUGCAUCCUUUCUUAUCUCGCGCCAACCGACAAAGACAACCGAUUCCGCAAGUCGCGUCAUUUUUUUGACAUUUUUGACAUUUCACACUCACCUGCCACGAUGGCUUCGUCGCCGAAAGAUAAAAACACAAGUAAAAACGAAAAAUCGGUAAAUGUGGACAUAACGAAAGCCAACAUGUCGAACUCCACCCCCAAAAACAAUCAGUUGGGCGAAAUAGCAAUCGAAGCGUCUGAAAUCGUGAGCAGAUUGGAGCAGGUCGUCGAGGGCUUGAGUCUGGCGGAUGCGGCGUACAAUCAACCCACUGUGUUUUUGGGGUUGGACCAGAAGCGUACCGAGGAAAUCAUACAGAUUAUACAGGGUCUUAUUAGUGUAGAUGAGGACGGGGAACCUUUGAAUUUUCACACUUUGGAUAAUGUGGCGAAGUUGGUGAUGGUCUCACACUGCGUCGCAGCGUACUGCAGUGGGUUAGACAGGCCCAUUAUGCAGAGGUUAAGUACCAGGUUUACCACGGAUACCACCCGGUGGAUCAGCCAGAUAUUUGGUUUUCUCGAUUCCUCAUCUUUCUACCACGACGACCACCUCGAAGGCCUAGUCAGGGUUACACGAAUGAUGUUACACUACAAAUACCCCCGAUAUUUAGAAGACGGAGCCCUGGCAUUAACCUCAUCACUACCCACCAUCUACAGUAGCGUCGCGAGCCCCCUCGUGGUAGUACAGCACCUGUGCAGACAAUUAGGGCUACCACUGGCUUGCGUUAGACCAGUACCUGUGAACACACACUUCGGCUCACAGUACACCAUGGACGUCGCCUCGUUGCAAAAAAUGCUAGCCGAUGACGUUAGUGCAGGGAGAGCCCCCUUGAUUGUCAUAGCCGAUGCCGGGACUCCAAUCACGGGCCACGUUGACAACAUCACCAGAAUUAAGGAACUGUGUAGGCUUCACGACGCUUGGUUGCAUUUAAGGGGGCACAGUUUAGCAGCUUUGGCUUUACCUAAUUAUCAGAGAAAUGGACAUAUUCCUCCAGUUGCUGACAGUUACACGUUAUCUUUAGGUAGUUGGCUUGGUAUUCCUGGCUUGCCCAUGGUCACUUUGUAUAGGCUUUGGGAGUCUUCAUCUAAUGCCAAUCGCAAUAAACAAGUGGGGGCAACCCGAGAAAGCACUCUUCCACUAUUAGCAGGCUUAAACAACGACCAUCAAGGUCGGCGGAUUUUGGCUUUACCGCUAUGGGCGGCUUUACAAGGCUUAGGCAAAGACGGCGUCCACUCUAGAAUACGGGACGAUUUCCUUUCCAGCGAGAGGCUAUGGGCAGCUUUAGACCGCUACCGUCACGUCAGAGUUUUGAGUCAAAAACCCGGCGGUGAAAGCGGCAGUUACACAGUCUCAGAACUGAUAUCCAAACCAGCUAACAUAAAUACUGCGCCCCCCAUCCAGAUGCUGUUCGAAUCGACCGCCUGCUGCGUAGUCUUCCAAUUCACCCCCGAACUGAGCGAAGGCGAAACCCUCACUAAAGUGCCUCCGUACUACGACAAGCUCAACUCCUGGCUGGGGCAGAUCCUCCAGCUGGACGCCCCCCAGGUGCCCAUCGACAUCUGCGAGUUGGAGAACGUGGGGGUGGUGCUGCGGUUUUGCCCCUUCGAAAACUCGUCGGGGCAGCAGCCGAGCACCGAGGAAAUCCAGGGGUUUGUGCAAUGUCUGGAGCAGCAACUGGUGAUCCUGAGGGCGACUAUCCAGCACAAGGAAACUUUUAUUAAGCUGGUUUCGGAGUCGCCGGUUCUGAAAAUCGUGGAUUUGCCGGAUUGGGCGGGGCUGGGGGGCGUCAGGUACGCCCCCGAAGGGUGGGAGCAGCUUCUGACUGAUCAAGCUAAGGAGGAGCUGAAUAAUUUGAACAUGGCACUGGUGGAUUCGUUGAGGUCUACUGAUUCGGCGUUCUCGCUGGGAGAGGGCGCUGAUGGGCUGAUGUGUGUGCGGUUCGGGAUGUUGACGCCGCAGUCGGAUGUCGAGGAGUUGCUGAAUUUGGUGAUCAGGGUGGGACAGUCGGUGGAGGAGAAUUCGAGGGUCCUCGACUCCAUGAGCGAAAUCGUGAAACGCGGCAUCGAGACGGCGACGCUCGACCUCCAGAAAGAGAACGAAGAGCGCUUAUGGCAGGAGGGCAUCCUGAGGCAGGUACCCGUGGUGGGUACUUUCGUGAACUGGUGGUCACCGAAGACCAAGGAGACCGGAGUGCGGGGACGAAGCCUGAAUUUGACCCAAGGGGUCGUCGAAUCCACGGAAAACAUCUACAAGUACCACAUGCAGCUCAGCGGCUUAAAUCCGGGGGCCAAGAGCCCGCCGACCCCCCAGGUGCAAACGCCCGUGGGGGGCAGUCACUCUCGAUCCAGUAGUCACGCGUCAAGUCAGGGGGUUAAGAUAGAGAACGAGCGAGAGGUUCCUAAAGAUAGCAGUAAGGUACAGAGUAGUAAUAGGAAGAGUUCUUCACAGACUGAAACAAAAGUACUGACGCCUUAAAUCUGUCAUUUCGAGCUUUAUUGUUGUUGAUUUAGAGUUAGUCGCGUUGGAGGCUGUUGAGAUGUUUUCAAUUACGAACGAGGUUUCUCUUGCCGUAGGUCACAUUUGUCCUGGACGGGCGGAUGCACAGGUUUUUGUUUUUUGUUAUUUGAUAACUCUAAAUUUUUUUACAGUAUUAUAUUUUUUUACUUUCUGAAGUGUAAAUAACUAGGAGUUAUGUUCUUUUUAAAGUGUGUAAGGAACAAUAUAGUGACAUGUAUAACCGCGAUUCUGUUCAAGUUAUUGUAGUAACUUAUAAGAAUAGUUUGUAACUUUGUAAAAUUUACUACUUUAUGCAGUCUUUGUUUUUAUUUUUUAUUUUAUAGGUUACGUUGAGUUAUGUAGAUGAAAGUAAUAGAUUUCUAAUCCUCAGUAUUUUUAUUGAUACGGUGGGAUACCCUAAAGUUAUUUGCACAUUGUUUUAUUAAUAUUGUACCAAAGAAGCUUAAGAUGCGUUGAUUUUUAAUAAAUUAUACUAUAAGACUUAA